Messenger RNA from Tauraco erythrolophus (red-crested turaco), 3489 nucleotides. RefSeq names its product desmoglein-4. Gene Ontology annotation, cellular component: desmosome; plasma membrane. Gene Ontology annotation, biological process: homophilic cell-cell adhesion. Lineage: Eukaryota; Metazoa; Chordata; Aves; Musophagiformes; Musophagidae. The record is from RefSeq and is a predicted model, not a curated record. Gene Ontology annotation, molecular function: calcium ion binding.
AUGGAUUGGCUCCCUCACCGAAUGGCUGCUUUUGUGUUGCUUUUAUUGGCACUCUUGGAUCUCAGCACAGGAUUUCAUGUAGAGGUAAAAGAAUGGGAUGAAAAUGGAAUGGCAAGAUGGAAAACCUUCAAAAGACAAAAACGUGAAUGGAUCAAAUUUGCUGCAGCUUGUAGAGAAGGAGAAGAUAAUUCUAAGAGGAAUCCAAUUGCCAAAAUCCGAUCAGAUUGUGAAGAAAACAAUCCAAUCACAUACAGCAUCUCUGGAGUCGGAAUUGACCGUGCCCCCUAUGGAAUAUUUGUUGUUAACCCAAGAACAGGAGAAAUUAAUAUAACAUCGAUAGUGGACAGGGAAGUAACCCCAGUAUUUGUUAUACGUUGCUUUGCUAAACACUCAGUGACGGGUGUAGAUUUGGAACCACCUCUUGAACUUCGAGUCAGAGUUCUCGAUAUAAAUGACAACCCUCCUAUAUUUGCACAAACUGUAUUUACAGGAGCUGUCGAAGAAAGCAGUAUGGACAACACACUGGUGAUGAAAAUAAUUGCAUCAGAUGCAGAUGAACCUAAUCACUUGAAUUCUAAAAUUGCCUUCAAGAUAGAGAGUCAGGAACCUUCAGGUCCACCCAUGUUCAUUAUGAAUAAAUACACUGGAGAACUCCAUCUUGCAAAUUAUCUUGACAGAGAGCAACAUAGUAGCUACACUCUUGUUGUGAAGGCAUCAGACCGGGAUGGAGCUGCAGAUGGAAUAUCAUCCCUUUGUAGCUGUAACGUUAAAGUUAUUGACGUCAAUGACAACUUCCCAACUCUUGCUCAGAGCUCUUUUUCAGCAAGUAUUUCAGAAAACUCACUCAGUUCAGAACUGCUACGAAUACAAGCUCUGGAUGCUGAUGAAGAGCAUACGGACAAUUGGUUAGCAGAGUUUUUCUUUAUAUCUGGUAAUGAAAAUAACUGGUUUGAAAUUGUUACGGAUCGAGCUACAAAUCAAGGAAUCCUUAGAGUAAUUAAGGAACUGAAUUACGAACAUCUCCAAACUCACUCACUGAUUAUUGGUGUCAGGAAUGUAGCUGCCUUCCACCAUUCUGUCGCACAAGACUACCGAAUGUCUGGAACACCUCUAACAAUAGAAGUAAAAAACGUGAUUGAACCACCAAGAUUUCAGCCAUCCUCAGUUGUGUUUUCUGUAUCAGAAAGCACAAGAGCAAAUUAUGUUGUGGGAACAUACACAGCCUUCGAUGAGGACACUGGAGCUACUGCAUCAAAUGUUAUAUACAGUAUAGGACGUGAUCCAGCUGCCUGGUUCAGAAUCAAUCAAAACACUGGUGAAAUCACACUCAACAAAGUUAUUGACCGGGAGUCAAUCUAUAUAAUCAAUGGGCAGUACAAAGCAGAGGUUCUGGCCAUCACCAGAGGGGCUCCUCGAUACACUGCUACUGGCACCAUUGUGCUUUCAAUAGAUGACCUCAAUACCAAUUGCCCAACUAUUAGUACUGAAUUAAGGAAAGUAUGUAUGCAUUCCCCAUCAGUGAUUAUCACAGCAAAGGGUAGGGAUGGUGAUCCAUAUGGUCUCCCCUUUACCUUCAGCAUACAUGGUGAACCUCAAACUACAUGGAUUAUCAGAUCAAUAAACGCUUCCUCUGCAGAACUAGUGAAUCAGAACAUUGGCUUUUACGUGUAUAGGAUCUAUAUCAGCGUAAGAGAUAACCUAGGCAGACGCUGCCCUAGACCACAUAUAAUUCCUGUGCAAGCUUGUCAGUGUGAUAGUCGUAAUUACUGCACCAGUGGGGCCACGACAAAAAUUAUCAUCGGUGGUGGUGGUGGUGGCGGCAGUGACAGCAGCACUGACGGCGGUGGUGUUGACAGUGGAGGACACCAGGACGGUGGACAAGGAGGUGAUGUUGAUGGAGGACCUAAAGACGGAGAACUUGAUCAUACAAGCUGGCAGGACUACACUGGUGGAUACAGUGAAGGUUAUGACGCAUUUACUGCAGCCACUGAUGAUUCUUAUAAUGGAAAUGGAGAUUAUGGCAGAGAUCUCUCAUCUUCUACCACACUUAGCGGUACUGCCAUUGGCCUGAUGUUUCUUGGUGGAUUAAUAUUUGUUCUGAUUCCAAUUUUGAUGUCAAUGAGCGACUGUUGUGGCUGUGGACCUGGUGCUGCAGGUGGAGUUGGAACUGGAUUUGAACCUGUACCUGAAUGCACAGAAGGGGCAAUUCAUCCAUGGGGAAUAGAAGGUGCACAGCCUGAAGACAGGGAUGUCUCACACAUUCUUGCCCCAACAACAGCUGCAGGAGGUGAUUUUGGUGAACCCUCUGACAUAUAUACAAACACAUAUGGAGGAGGAGGAGUAGUAGCUUCUGGUGUUGAAGAAACCACAGGGGUUGGCUAUGGCACUGGUACAGGUUACGGAACAGCUGGAGGAAUUUCUGGAACAGGGGAAGUAAAAGGGUCCGUUGGAGGAACCAUAAAAGAGUAUCGAGAAGGAGGAGUGAACAUGGCCUUCCUAGACAACUACUUCUCUGAGAAAGCAUUUGUGUAUGCAGAUGAAGAUGAAGGUCGGCCGGCAAAUGACUGUCUAUUAAUAUAUGAUCAUGAAGGAGUCGGUACUCCUGUUGGCUCUGUGGGUUGCUGCAGCUUCAUUGGAGAAGAUACAGAUGAAACGUAUUUGGAUACAUUAGGACCAAAAUUUAAGACCCUGGCAGAGAUUUGUCUGGGCAAAGAGAUCGAACCUUUCCCUGAUGUCAACCCACCCUGGCCAAGCGUUAACAUCACCUUUCCCAACUCUGAAAGUGAUCUAAACCUCCCGCCACCGGGAACCACUAUUGUUGUCAAUGGAUGUGCACCUAUGCCUCCCCCAGUCGGCACAACAACGGUUGUUACCGAAAACACCUACACAUCCGGGUCAACCAUACAGCCCCCGAGGCCGAUGCCUGAUCCUUUGCUCCACGGCAACAUGACGGUGACUGAGACCUACACCUCUGGCUCCCCCUCUCUUUGUGUCGACCCUCUGCGUGCAUCCAACGUGGUCGUAACAGAAAGAGUUGUCGGUCCCGCAUCUGCCUCUGAUUUGCGUGGCAUGCUCGAUAUCCCCGAUCUCGCAGAUGGGUCCAACGUUAUCGUCACGGAAAGAGUAAUCGCGCCCAACUCCCGGCUCCCAGCCUCUCUGAGCAUUCCCGAUUUGGUAGAUGGGUCAAAUGUGGUGGUGACAGAAAGGGUGUUCAGGCCUGCCUCCGGCAUGCCAGGCAGCUUAAUAAAUAUUCCCUCAGAGUUGUCAAAUGCCCACAACGUUGUUGUCACCGAGAGAGUAGUGUCAGGGUCUGGGAUGAGCAGUCUAGGCGGGACAAGCCUGGGGGUAGGAAAUCUGGGAGGUCUGAGCAGCACGGGUCAGAUGCUCAGCGCUGACAGUCACCUUGGCCAGGCGAUGGGCACGGCGUCCCCCGGCACCUCCCGGAGAAGAGUGACCAAGUACAGCACCGUGCAGUACUCCAGCCAGUAA